Loxodonta africana (African savanna elephant) is the source of this 4438-nucleotide messenger RNA. It is a transcript of the gene COL23A1, whose product is annotated as collagen type XXIII alpha 1 chain. The record is from RefSeq and is a predicted model, not a curated record. Bases 1 to 1884 code for a protein of 627 amino acids. The transcript is spliced from 32 exons. NCBI's taxonomy places the organism in Eukaryota, Metazoa, Chordata, Mammalia, Proboscidea, Elephantidae.
AUGAAGAUGCUAAGAGGCAUCCUUCUGCCUGGCACAAUCUCCAAGAGGACUGCAUCUCUAAAUGUGAGGACUUGGCUGGGAGACUCAGAGGACCGCACGUGGGUGUGGGUGCAGACCACGUGCCCGGGGCAGAGGAAACUGCCCAAAGUGGCUGCUGUGGAGGAGCUGGCGGUGGAGAAGGAGGCCCUCACGCCAGCUCCCCACCGCCCGCGGGCCCAGCUCCACACCCUCGGAAAACCCACGCGCCGCGACGAGCGUGCCAUGAACUCAGACGAGAGCCCUGGCGACAAGCAGAAGAGCGGCCGGGCGGGCAGCUGCGGCGGGGGACGUACCGCGUCGGCGCCCGGAGCCCGAGCCGUGAGCGCGCUGUGCCUGCUGCUUUCCGUGGGCUCAGCGGCCGCCUGCCUGCUGCUGGGCACCCAGGCUGCCGCGCUGCAGGGCCGGGUGACGGUGCUCGAGGAGGAGCAGGAGCUGUUGCGGCAUGCGGGUCCGCCCGACGCCCUGGCUGCCUGGGCAGAGCAGCACCUGGAGCGCCUGCUGCGCGAGAAAUUGGAGGGACUAGCCAAGCUGCGGACAGUUCGGGAAGCUCCAUCUGAGUGCAUCUGCCCCCCAGGUCCCCCUGGACGGCGUGGCAAGCCUGGACGAAGAGGCGAUCCUGGUCCUCCGGGGCAAUCAGGACGAGACGGCUACCCGGGGCCGCUGGGUCUGGACGGCAAGCCUGGACUCCCAGGCCCCAAAGGGGAAAAGGGUUCACCAGGAGACUUUGGCCCCCGGGGAGACCAAGGGCAGGAUGGAGCUGAUGGGCCCCCAGGGCCUCCUGGUCCCCCUGGAGCUCGGGGUCCUCCUGGCGACACUGGGAAAGAUGGCCCCAGGGGAUCACAAGGCCCAGCGGGCCCCAAAGGAGAGUCCGGACAAGAAGGCGAGAUGGGCCCAGAAGGACCCCCGGGGCCCAAGGGUGAGCCUGGCAUUCCUGGAAAGAAGGGGGAUGAUGGGACACCAAGCCAGCCAGGGCCUCCUGGACCCCCAGGGCCCAAGGGUGAGCCAGGGAGCAUGGGUCCCCAAGGAGAGAAAGGCGUGGAUGGCGCCCCGGGCCCAAAGGGGGACCCCGGCCACCGAGGCACAGAUGGCGCCGCAGGGCCCCGGGGCCUGCCGGGCUUCAAGGGUGAGCAAGGAGACACUGUGGUGAUUGACUAUGAUGGCAGGAUCUUGGAUGCCCUUAAGGGUCCUCCCGGGCCACAGGGGCCCCCAGGGCCACCAGGGAUCCCCGGAGCCAAGGGAGAGCUCGGACUGCCUGGUGCCCCUGGAAUCGACGGAGAGAAGGGUCCCAAAGGACCAAAAGGAGACCCAGGAGAGCCCGGGCUGACUGGACCCAAAGGGGAAGCAGGCGAGAUGGGCCUGUCUGGCCUCCCGGGCAUCGAUGGCCCCAAGGGGGAGAAGGGAGAGCCGGCACCGGACACCCUACAGGACAGCCUGGCCCAGAUCAUAGUGGAACCAGGGCCCCCCGGGCCCCCUGGGCCCCCAGGCCCCAUGGGCCUUCAGGGAAUCCAGGGUCCCAAGGGCUUGGAUGGAGCAAAGGGAGAGAAGGGCGUAUUGGGCGAGAGAGGCCCCAGCGGCCUGCCUGGUCCAGUCGGCCCACCCGGCCUCAUUGGGCUGCCAGGAACCAAAGGAGAGAAGGGCAGACCUGGGGAACCAGGACUGGACGGUUUCCCUGGACCUCGAGGAGAGAAAGGGGACCGGAGUGAGCGUGGAGAGAAGGGGGAGCGAGGAAUCCCUGGCCGGAAAGGAGUGAAGGGCCAGAAAGGGGAGCCAGGACCACCUGGCCUGGACCAGCCCUGUCCUGUGGGCCCCGACGGGCUGCCGGUGCCCGGCUGCUGGCAUAAGUGAUGCCAGCACCCAGCUUACAACCUGUACCAAUCCGUGUGGAUGCUUUUAAUUUUUGUAAAAACGAAACAGUAAUAUAUUGAUCCUUUUCAUGGGAUGCCACUACCUGUGGCCAUUCCCAUCAGAGAGUGUGCCCGGCUCAGCCUCAGAAGGAUAAGCCUGCACCGCUGGCAGGAGUGUGGAGGGACGAUGCAGGGGGAGCACCCGCCGGACGUGGCUUUCCUGGGAAGGAGACAAUGGUGAUGGUACCUGGUUCCGGUGAGGCUGGGAACACGCCGGCUGGGCCUUCAGUCACCUGAUUAGCCAAGACUCACAGCUGCCCACUGCCCUGCAGAGCCUGCCCCCUGACACUCCGGAGCCCUGGCGCCCCACCCUGCCCACCAAGCCCAGGGCUUGUUGGCAGCCACUCUGGUUUCUCCCACCUCUAGACUCAGCCACUGCCAGCUGCCCACCCCUCAGCCUCCCAGACCCUGGAAGCACCAGGGCCAGACAAGACUCCCACCAGCACUUGCAGCUGGACACUGGAAGCACCCCUGAGUGGGUCUGGCUCCCGCCGGUGGCCUAGGUCAGUGGGCCUCGGGCAGCCAGCCUUCACUGAGAACACUGCUCUGGCUGGGAGUCAUGGCCAUGUGCCAUGAUAACUGGGAUGUGGGCCCAGCUGCAGGUACCCCAGCGACCUCCAAAUGCGGAUGUUGGAGGGUCCCAGGCUGCUGUUCCUGCCUCUCCCACACCACCCAGGUCAUGGGUGUGAGGGCACUUUGCAGGCCUGAGGACCCCAGCCUCUGGCUCAGGAUUGGGUCUCGUUGGUCCCAAGUCUGCAGCCUAGGAGAACUCUGGGCAGUGCUGAAACAGCCCCGCCCCUGGUGAGAUGUGCUGAUGAAGCAAACUACCGGCCUGGUCCGCAGCCAGCCUGAGCAGGUUAUGAGACCUGGGCGGCCUACACUCAGACAAGAGGCUUUUCCACCUCUGACAAGGGUCCCAGUCACCAGCUCCGCCCCCCCGCCUCACCUUCCAUCUGUGUAGCUGGACAUUUGCUGCAUGUAAUAAACCACAAAUAUGUGUCUGGAUGUGCCUGUCCUUGCAGACUGCCUCCAGGUCCCUUUGGGUGAGGAUUCAGCCCAGUACCAUCUCAGUCUGGCCAUUGCUUGGGGGUAGAAAGGGAAUUCUCCCUAAGUCACCCAAAAAACCACAGAAGGUAGUUCAGGGUCCGGGCAAAAGAUGUUGUUAGGGUUGGGUAGACCCAGACUCCCAGCCUGGCUCUGCCAUGUCCCAGCUAAGUUGCCUGGCCCAUCACUUCACAACCUCGAGCCUCUGUGCUCAUCUGUUUGGUAACCAGUGACUGCUAUGUAACAAAUCACCCCAACACUUCUUGCCUUAAACAACAAUCACUUCUACUUCUCAGGCAGUUCUCCCUCUAGCUUUCUCAUGCAGCUACAGGGAAAUGGCUGGGGCUGGAUUCUUCUUGAAAGCUUCCUUGCUCCUAUGUUCUGGCAGUUGACACUGGCUGUCAGCUGGGAUCUCAGAUGGCCAGAACACCUCCCAUGACCUCACCACAUGGUUUAGCCUUCCUCACGGCAUGGAGGCUCAACGCUAAGGGUAACUGUCCCAAGUGGGCAAGCUGGAAGCUGUGUCACCUUUUAUGGCCAAGCCUCAGAAGCUACAUGGUGUCACUUCCCACCAGGGUCAGAGGUUCACCUAGCCUCAAGGCGAGGGAGCUAGACCCCACCUCUCAAUGGGAAGAGUGUCAUCAUUAUGUUUUAAGGAGAAUAUGUGGGAGAGUAGAUCUUGUUGCAGCCAUCUUGGAACAUUCAACCUGCCAUCUCCUCUGUAAAUGAGAUACUGGUUGGGUGAGGGUCCAGUGCAGUAGAAUACGCCAAGAACUUAGGCCAGGUCAGAUGCCUCGAUGCUCCCAUGAUUCUUAGUCCUCUCUUGCAGAGCAUUUCCAGUUUCUCAUCCCAGCCGCUCCUUAUAACAACUCAGAGAGAAGGACCCACUGAAUGUGCCAAUUUCACAGAUGGUAAAGCUAAGCACACCCAGGGAGGUGUAGCUAAGGAAGGGCCUACAGUGAUGGUGUCUCAGGCCUUUACCCUCCAAGGACUGGGGCCUAAGGAGGGCCACAGUGUGAGCAGUACCCCCAGACUCCUGCCACAAAGCCUCCCCACUAGCAGAAGAGGCUCAAGCAUACACGGGCUCUAACGGGGAGAAAUAUGUCAAAUCUCAUCUCCGUCUCCCUAAGGAGCUACUGAUAACUGCAGGCCAUGCUGCUGGGUCAGGCAUCUGGUCACCAGGGAAGCCAGUCAUACGACAGGGAAGAGAAACAGUGGGACUGUGAUGAUUGGUGGGGCUCACUGGGUGUCAAAGCCUCUGGGGUCCCAUCCUAAGCCUCAAACACCCACUGCAUUUCACUGUUUACAAAUCACUCCUCCUUCCACCCAGUUACCUCACUGGAUCCCCUCAUGCACCCUGUGAAGGAGGAAGGCUGUGUGGUAGGGGUCACCAUUUAAGUUUUACAUGUGGGACAACUAAGGCUCAGAGAGGGUAGUCACUUGCCAGGGGA